Messenger RNA from Syngnathoides biaculeatus (alligator pipefish), 4119 nucleotides. Its product is annotated as cyclin-dependent kinase-like 5. The transcript has 19 exons. Gene Ontology annotation, molecular function: ATP binding; MAP kinase activity. Gene Ontology annotation, cellular component: nucleus; dendrite cytoplasm. NCBI's taxonomy places the organism in Eukaryota, Metazoa, Chordata, Actinopteri, Syngnathiformes, Syngnathidae. Gene Ontology annotation, biological process: positive regulation of axon extension; intracellular signal transduction; regulation of dendrite development. The coding region runs from base 337 to 3186 and encodes 949 amino acids. The record is from RefSeq and is a predicted model, not a curated record.
UACCCUGGCGACGGGUAGCUAGCAGCUCGUCUCGGGCGCACUUUAGCCAUCCAGUCAGUCUGUCGGUGGACUGGAAGCUCCCCGCUCGCAGGGGCACCGCUCCGCCGUCAGCGGGUGGACGCCAAGGGGCCCGCUCGGGGCUAAUACCUCGCAAUUAAUAACCGGAGGGGCGUGGCCUACUCAGUGACAUCAGGAGCUGGAGUCGGGUUGGCCGGCGACGCCGGCCAUGCGGCGAGGGGUCCGCCGCUCGACGGGAGCCAGCCGCUGGCCACGCCCCCCUCCGCCCGAUCGCCGCGAGCCUUUGACUCCGUGAAGAGCCGUGACGUCGGUGAUGUCAUGAAUAAAUUUGAGGUCCUUGGGAUUGUGGGUGAAGGCGCCUACGGUGUUGUUCUCAAGUGCAGGCACAAGGACACCAAUGAAAUUGUGGCGAUAAAGAAAUUCAAAGACAGUGAAGAAAAUGAGGAAGUCAAAGAAACGACACUGCGGGAGCUCAAGAUGCUGCGAACCCUCAAGCAGGAGAACAUCGUGGAGCUCAAAGAGGCGUUCCGGCGGCGAGGGAAGCUCUACCUGGUCUUUGAGUACGUGGAGAAGAACAUGCUUGAGCUGCUGGAGGAGCUGCCCAACGGCGUGCCCACGGAGAAGGCCCGGAGCUACAUCUACCAGCUCAUCAAGGCCAUCCACUGGUGCCACAAGCAUGACAUUGUUCACCGGGAUAUCAAGCCGGAGAACCUCCUCAUCAGCUCCGACGACGUGCUCAAGUUGUGCGAUUUCGGCUUCGCACGGAAUCUCUCCGAGGGGACGGACGCCAACUACACGGAGUACGUGGCCACGAGGUGGUACCGCUCUCCGGAGCUCCUGCUCGGGGCGCCGUACGGCAAGGCGGUGGACAUGUGGUCGGUGGGCUGCAUCCUGGGCGAGCUGAGCGACGGGCAGCCCCUGUUCCCGGGCGAGAGCGAGAUCGACCAGCUCUUCACCAUCCAGAAGGUUCUGGGGCCUCUCCCCCCCGAGCAGAUGAAGCUCUUCUACAGCAACCCCCGCUUCCACGGGCUGAGGUUCCCAACUGUAAACCACCCACAAACACUGGAGCGCAGAUACCUGGGAAUCAUCGGCGGAGCCGUGUUGGACCUGCUCAAGAGUCUUCUCCUGCUCAACCACGCCGAGCGCUUCCUGACGGAGCAGAGCCUCAACCACCACGCCUUCCAGAACCUGCGGCUGGCGGAGCGGCCCGGGCCCCCCACGCCCACGCCGGUGCGCUCGUCCAAGAGGAAGCCCCACCACGGCGACACCACCCCCAGCAGGAGUCACGGCCUGAAGAGCUCCGGCAGCCAUCGCUCCACCACGCGCGACUGCUCCAGCUUGCCGCGCCACGAAGAACUCCACCCGGGCAGCAACAGCAGCGAGGGCGGCGGCGCCGGCGGCUUCCUGAACGGGAACCUGCCGGCGCCCAUCAACCUGAGCCCCACGCUGCACCCAAAGAGCUACCCGCCGCAGAUGUUCAACCACUCCGCCUCGUGCGGCGUGGACCUGCCCCACCUCCUCAGCCCGGCCGAGCCCGACGUCGGCCCGGGCCCCAAAGGCUCGGACGGUCCCGGGGCCAAGUACCUCAAGUCCAACUUCCGCUUGCAGCAGCACCGGCACUCCUUCGUCGAGGGCAAGACCAGCACCCUCCAGUCGGGGGAGAAGCACGGCCGCCGCGGCUACGUGGAGGCCCCCGCCCCCAAGUUCUCUUACCUGAACUUGUCCAAGAGCUACGGCACGCUCAGCGACGCCAAGUCGGUCGGCAACUUGAACGACGUGCACCUGUACGCCGACGAGCCCGCCGCCCGCUACUUCCCCUCCAGCUGCCUGGACCUGACGGCGCCCAGCAGCCCGGCGGUGCGGCGGGCGGACCGCCGGGGGAGCACGCGCGAGAGCAACACCCUCGACUCUUCCUACCGACGCCCGUCCGCCCGCCGCAAGGAGUCGCCGGACGGGCCGGACCCGAGCGAGGGUGGUGGCGGCGGAGAGAGGAGCCACGCCCACUCCCUGUCGGCCCCGCACGAGCCUUACGCUCAGGGUUACAGCAGCCCCUUCUCGUCCCAGCAGAGGCCCCACCGUCAUUCCAUGUACGUCCGGCGGGACCACCAGAGGACUCACGGGGGCGACGACGGGCUGCUGGUGGGGCAGGGGGUGCCCACCCGCGCCAGCAGCCUGCAGCUACUGUCGCCGCAGCUGCAGCACCGCACGCUGCCUCGCCACUCGGCCUCCAGGGAGGAGGACAUGAGCCGGAGUGAUCAGGCCCCCGCCGAGGCGGCCCCUCACGCCAAAGCCCCAAACGGGGACUCCGCCAGGGACAACUUUCACGCGCAGAGGCAAAAAAGCGAGGUGGGCCUUUAUCACGAGCCUCAGGCUGAAGACGGCGGCGGCGGCGGCGCCUCCUCCAAGGAGAACCGCAACAUCUACAGCGAGUCCAUGCCCCGCAAGGUCGGAAGCUUCUACAGAGUCCCUUCUCCUCGGCCAGACAACUCCUUCCACGACGGCCGCCCUCAGGCCCGGGGCUCGGGCAUGGCGGGCGACGCCGGCAGCCUGGCCAACCACUCCAAACGUCAGCCGGCCUUUGACCCCUGGACGGGCCCGGACACCUUGGUGCUGAAUACCGCCGAGCCGUCCAAGGAGAAAGAGAAGCAGGGUUUCUUCAGAGCAAUAAAGAAGAAGAAGAAAAAGCCUCAAAUGGUCCCCAGCGAGGAGGCGGUCCUGCAGAAGUCGUCGCGCUCCCACCAGAGCGGCCGCCACCGGAGCCGCGACAAGAGUCGCGAGCGCCAGCGGGACAAGGACUGGGCCGACAAGAUCGCCGAUUCCCACUCGCCGAGCCAACCGCUGAAGUCGCUGCGCAAACUCCUGCACCUCUCUUCGUCCUCGUCCAACCAGGCGGCGGCGGCGGCGGCCGACAUGCGCUACCAGGCGCUGCCCGGCCCCGCCCCCGCCCCCCAGGGGGCCUUCUCCGAGGCGAGGGGCCACCCGGGGGUCAACACGCCGCAGAUGAAGGGCAGACAGUCGGCCUACGCCCAGCUGGAGCCCGGCUGGCACGCGGGCAACCCGUACCCCGAACAGAUGGCCGUCAAGGGGGGCCAGAACGGGCACGGCUUCGGGCGCCCCUCCAGGUCCCGCGUGGCCAACCUCAACGACCUGAAGGAGACGGCGCUGUGAACCCGGACCGCACGGGAAGUACAGAACUCAGUGACGCCUCCGGGACAGACAACCCCCCCCCCCCCCCCCCCCCCCCCCCGACACGUCCCGACACAUAUUUGAAACGUACGCGUUUACAUUCACAACGGGUGGAAAUCAUCAAGUAAAAUGUAAGCGACACAGACGCGCGCGCACUAAAAAAACAAACAAAAACACACACCUGCACAGUGCACCGCUUGCAAAGUGGAGGCCGAAAGCCUUCGUGUCUUCAUGUUUUUUAAAGGCUUCCAACGUUUGAUACUUUAUAUGAUGACUUCAUUUGUAUUAUAAUAAUAUUACAACUUGAAGAUAGAAAUAUAUAUAAAUAAAUGGUUAGAUUCAAGUGUAUUUUUAGUUUGAACUGAGUAGAAGAAUUAUAUUUAGUUGUAAAAGGCGUGGUAUUUCUUUUGAGGCCAGUCCCGUCGGCACGGUAACGUCACGUGGCAUUAUUGUAACGCAAUGCGCGCGCACAUCAGCUGACUUGACAAUCGAUUUCAAUGACAUUUGAUUUGUCCUCAUCGUAACCCAUUCCUGUACAGUUUCUGGGCUUAUUAUCAUUAUCAUUAUUAUGAUUAUUAAUAUGAAAAAGAAACGCCCUGUUUUGAAAGUAGCUUAGCGGGGACAGUCCACUUUGUAAAUUCUGCCCGGCGACAAGACUUAUGGGAGGAAAAGCGCGUAUUAUAUUAAUACUAGUAGUGUGAGAGCCCUUGUCGCCUACUAUUUCCUCAAGCGCACACACACACACACACAUUCAUAUUUGUUUAUGGGCGUGCCAAAGUAAACAAAAGUGUUAACAUUUGGGAUUUUGUUACUCACACAUUUGUAGCACAGGCCAUCUUGCGGAAGACAAAUGUGACAUAUUCAUGUUUACAUAUGUAUGUAACACGAAAUCUCAAAUAAACUGCUUUCAUUUGA